ACCCCGUCCAAACCAAAAAGAAAAACGACUGCGUCAGAGAUGGAACAUCGAGAUCUUGAUGUACAACCCUGCAUCUACCUCCUCGAUACCAGAACCUCCCCUUGCCCCCUCAAAACACCUCCUCAAACCCCGCCUCACCUCGUCAUCCUCCUCCCCGUAUUACUCGGAUUACUCCCCGCCCUACUCGGCAGAUCCGACCUCCGCGACAGCACCGACGACCCCUGGCUCUCCCCCUCUCCCUCACUCUCAUCACUCUCAUCCGCUAGAUACACCGUCACCUUCUUCGCGGCCUUCGUCGCCAGAUCCUUCUUCGGCUUAACCCCCUUCUUCGGCACCGCCUCCCCCUUCUUCGCCGGCCUCGUCGUCGUCUUCGUCUUAGCCGCAGCCGCCUUCGGCUUCGCCCCCACCGCCGUCUUCGGCUUCGGCUUCGGCGCCGGCACAACCGUCCCUUCGAACCUCUCGAACCGCCGUCCCGCGCGCGCUCCCCGCCCGGCCACUAGAGCAUUGUGAGCGGCUGCUGCGUCGGCGUCCUCCUGCGCUUUGCGCGCCACUUCGGCGGCGGCGUUGGCG
Molecule: messenger RNA, 570 nt
Organism: Mytilinidion resinicola
Lineage: Eukaryota; Fungi; Ascomycota; Dothideomycetes; Mytilinidiales; Mytilinidiaceae
Exons: 1
Coding region: 40-510 (156 amino acids)
Source: RefSeq, a predicted model, not a curated record